This is a messenger RNA of Arachis ipaensis, 438 nucleotides long. NCBI's taxonomy places the organism in Eukaryota, Viridiplantae, Streptophyta, Magnoliopsida, Fabales, Fabaceae. The record is from RefSeq and is a predicted model, not a curated record.
AUGAAUAAAAACAAUGCAAAAAAGUUUGUUGCUUAUAGUUUGGUUGAGGUUGAGAGUGAUGUCAACAAAUUUGUUUCAGAAGAUCGUGCUCAUCCAGCAGUGGAAAAAAUCUAUGAUGAAUUGAACAUAUUGAUUUCAAUAUUGCAACAAAUUGGGUAUAAUCCAAAUACAAACAUUGUUCUAGAUAAUGUGGGACAGGAGGAUAAAUUUAAAUCCAUCUCAUACCAUAGUGAGAAACUUGCUCUUGCUUUUGCUUUAAUCAGAAAGCCCAAUGGAAUUGCACCUAUCAGGAUUAUAAAGAAUAUACAUGUUUGUGAUGACUGCCAUGUGUUUAUGAAAUUUGCAUCGGUCCAUAUUGGAAGGACAAUCAUUCUGAGAGAUUUAAACAAAUUCCAUCAUUUCUCUGGUGGGAAGUGCUCUUGCAAGGACCAUUGGUAA